UAGAUAUUAUUAAAAAUGAAUUUGAUGGUCAGUUUUACUUUGACAAUUCUUAUCUUCGGUUCGGUACAUAGUUGUUUAACGAGUGGCUUUUGGAGCCAUACAGAAGACAAUGAAGUAGACGCGCAUGAUGAACAAAAACAAUCAACAGUCGAGGGGAAUCCCACAACUGAGCGGGACAUUAAAUACAAAGUACCGCCAGUAAAUGCAAACAAAUAUAGAACCGAACAUGAGGGGAGUCCCGGUAUUUACCCGAAUGGAAUUCUGACGAGGUCAACUCUAGAACGCUUGUUUGAGACCACGACAUUCCAACGAAUAACAUCCGAAUCUGAAACAAAUGACAUUAAUACGAAAGGAAUAAGACCGAGGAGUACCUCGCAGAGGCCACGUUCAGUAAAGCGCAAAAAGAAAGGAAGGAGAGCAUCAAUUCAUGUUAUACCUGACACUCAAUCCGAAUACCCACUUCUGGUGUCUUUUGAUAAACAUGGAAACAUCAACGGUAAAUGGGUCGUAGAAUCAAUCACAAGUACAAAAAUGGGUCUAAUAAUCGACUCUCCAAAAGACCACUCGUCCUACAAUGUGGCAUACAUCGAGGUGAAAAGAACCGGGCAGUAUUUCAUAUAUGGACAAGUUUUCUUCCAUGGAGAAGAUCAUGAGAUGGCCCAUUGUUUGCACGUAGCUGAUAAAUACACGCCGUGUUCGGAGACUACAUGCGGCGAUCGGAAAGUGAUGUGUUCCCGAUCAGCGCCGGGACAUCCCGAGACUAGAAAAAAAGUCCAAAAUGUGAAUACGAACUAUAUAGGUGGCGUUGUGUAUUUACAAAAAGGAUCCACCAUCCGACUAGCAAUUGACGUUGAUCUGAAUAUGAACAAAGAGAAAGCAAUUGUGCUGGACAAGUUAAUGUGUUAUUUUGGUGCCUUUGCAGUAUAAACUGUAUUCUAACCACAUAUGUCCAUGCUACUCAUGUUAAUAAUACAUGACACCGUUGUUGUUGGUAACUUCGAGGCGAGGUUGAAGGGCAUACGUACAUUGACCGGAAAAUCUCCACUCCAAAAGUGAGUGUUCUCGGACCGCGUGUUCUUCCAAAGCUGCGUAUUCGGUAGAUAUUUAGGAACAAUGAGUCGACAUCUACAGCGUGUCUUUGGAUAUUAAAGACUAACAUAUUUUCGUAGCCAUAAAGACAUAAACACAUUCCAAAAGGUUUGUUUCGUUAUCUUUUUACUUUCCUUUUGAUGUUGUCUUUAUACGAAUGGUUUGACAUUCUGCCAAAGUCUCAAGUGAUUGACCCAGAUGUUGCAUUGGCAUAUCCUUCCGCAAUCGAAGAAUUACAG
Molecule: messenger RNA, 1328 nt
Organism: Owenia fusiformis
Lineage: Eukaryota; Metazoa; Annelida; Polychaeta; Sabellida; Oweniidae
Source: the annotation of a GenBank genome assembly